This is a messenger RNA of Vombatus ursinus (common wombat), 1890 nucleotides long. It is a transcript of the gene FGFR1OP2, whose product is annotated as FGFR1 oncogene partner 2. Lineage: Eukaryota; Metazoa; Chordata; Mammalia; Diprotodontia; Vombatidae. Gene Ontology annotation, biological process: response to wounding. The transcript is spliced from 7 exons. Bases 93 to 854 code for a protein of 253 amino acids. The record is from RefSeq and is a predicted model, not a curated record.
GCGCAGCUGAUGAAAGAUACUGAAAAAAAAGAAAAAGGUGUCUUGGACGUAGAACGUGUCGUUAUUCAAGUAUACAUACACCAAGUCAAGAAAUGAGCUGCACAAUUGAAAAAGCUCUUGCAGAUGCUAAAGCACUAGUUGAACGAUUAAGAGACCAUGACAAUGCAACAGAAUCUCUGAUUGAACAAACUACAGCUCUCAACAAGCGAGUAGAAGCAAUGAAACAGUAUCAAGAAGAAAUUCAAGAACUUAAUGAGGUUGCAAGGCACCGACCACGAUCUACAUUAGUUAUGGGAAUUCAGCAAGAAAACAGACAAAUCAGAGAAUUGCAGCAAGAAAAUAAAGAAUUACGCACAUCUCUUGAAGAACACCAGUCUGCUUUAGAACUCAUAAUGAGCAAGUACCGAGAGCAGAUGUUUAGGUUGCUAAUGGCCAGCAAAAAGGAUGACCCAGGUAUUAUAAUGAAGCUAAAGGAGCAACAUUCCAAGAUUGACAUGGUACACCGUCACAGCCCUGAAGGAAUCUUCCUUGGUGCACCUCGACGAAUCCUUGAAGGAACUCAACAUGGACUGGAGAGAAGGCACUUGGAAGCAAAUCUGAAUGAAUUACAAGUACAUGUGGACCAGAUUACAGAAAUGGCAGCAGUAAUGAGGAAAGCUAUUGAAAUUGAUGAGCAGCAGGGUUGCAAGGAGCAGGAACGAAUUUUUCAACUUGAACAAGAAAACAAAGGCUUGAGAGAAAUCCUUCAAAUAACACGAGAAUCAUUCCUGAGCCUCAAGAAAGACGAUGCAUCAGAGAGUACAUCUUUGUCAGCAUUGGUAACCAGCAGCGAUUUGAGCCUGAGGAAGAGCUAAAGAACAUGGAAAAUCACUGAGCUUCUGUUGCACAGCUCCUAAUAAGGAAACAGGGUUUACUUAAAAAAUUGUUAAUGAAUUGAGCACCAGAAAAAUCACAAUCUUAAAUCAGCCCUUCAUUUCAUUCUUUUUAUAUUAUGUGUAGUACACUGGCAAAUGACAUUUUAAAAAGACAGUAACAGAAGAUCAAUAUUUGGUUGUCAUUGACUUUGUUAUUCCUAUUAAAGUUUUUAAUGGGAAAGUGGAAACUUUAAGCCAUUGUUAUUAGAUAAAUUAAAGUUCUCAUAUAAAGAAACUACUGAUCUUACUAGGCCCCUGCUACGCUAUUUUUCUUAACUUUUUUUAUCCAAAUAUUAAAUAUAUAUAAAGCUCUACAUAGAAUUUAUGCAGUUAUACCAUUUUUAAAAAUCCACAUUUUCUUAGCUUGGACUUAGAGAAAAGGAAAUGUGUCCAUUCCUAAAUUUGAUCUCUAUUUGAUAUGAAGGCUAGCAAAUGGUAUUAUGUUUUACAUGUACUGGGCCUACCUUUACAUUUCUUAGGAAACGCCUUUCAAAGAUGUCAAGCUUAUCCAAAACAUUUAAAAGAUUGAUAACACUUUGGUUUUGUGGCAUAGGCCAUAAAUUGUUUGUUCUUCAAGCCUAGAUCCUAAGAGGUGCUUUUGUUUUAGCCAGCAACAUACCAUAGUUGAUCAUAACAUUUUGGGGAAUAACUGCCCAAAACUUACUGAAGGUGAAGAAAUGUAGAAACUAUCUUUUCAGUAAUGAAAAAGAAAGCUAUACUACUUUCUGAGAAAGAAAACCAUAUAGAAGACAAGAUUAUUCAGUAGGUUGAACUACUACUUUAGAGGGGGAAGGGUUAGGUUUGGAUUCCUGAAUAAAUAUUAAUUUGGUCAGAUUUGUUUUCUGGUUGAUUUUAGGAAUAUUAAUCUAUCCAUUACCCAGCUGUCUCAGUUGGAAGGCCUGAUUUAGCAAGCCAGGAAUAGAGACAUUUGAAGUGGGCAAAAAAAAAACAAAACAAAACAAUGUAUUUAUUUUAG